AUGUUUUUAUGUAUCUACUUGAUUGGAUUACUGGGAAAUCUAAUCAUUAUUGUAGUGGUAUCAAUGGAUUCUCGUCUACAUACCCCAAUGUACUUCUUUCUAUGCAACCUGUCUGCUGUAGACAUAUGUUACACCACAGUCACCCUGCCGAAACUGAUGGACAUUCUAGCAACAGGGAACAACUCAAUAUCCUUUGAACAAUGCUUCAUUCAAAUGUACUUUUAUAAUUUCAUAGGGAGCAGUGAAAUUAUUUUGUUGUCCGUCAUGGCGUACGAUCGCUAUGUUGCCAUUUGUAACCCCUUGAAGUACCAUCUCAUCAUGAACCGGAAAAAGAUUGUGAUGAUUUGGGUACUGAUUUGGGUAUCUGGUUGUGGGAAUUCCCUAUUUUGUACCAGUUUCGCUUCCAACUUAUCAUUUUGUCAGUCUAACAGGAUUCAGAACUUUUAUUGUGACAUUAAAGCUAUAGCUAAAAUCUCUUGCGCCGACACAAGCUUUCAUAUUGUUAUUUAUAUUGAGUGUCUGCUAUUUGGACUCCUGCCGUUCUUGCUUAGUAUAACAUCGUACGUUAAAAUAAUAAUUAGUAUCCUGCACAUUAAAUCAAAGGAAAGUAGAAGAAAAGCUUUCUCUACUUGCACGUCCCACCUGACUGUUCUAGUGAUGUUUUAUGGAACAAUUCUCUGUAUGUACAUGGGACCAACAUCAGGAAGCUCUGAUAAGCUUGACCAGAUCUUCUCUGUCCUAUAUACAGCCUUAACUCCCAUGUUAAACCCUCUUGUAUACAGUCUAAGAAAUAAAGAGGUAAAGAGUGCCCUGUCAAGACUUGGCCAGGUAAAAUCUCUGAUAGAACAUCUGUAA
Molecule: messenger RNA, 855 nt
Organism: Spea bombifrons (plains spadefoot toad)
Lineage: Eukaryota; Metazoa; Chordata; Amphibia; Anura; Pelobatidae
Product: olfactory receptor 1-like
Exons: 1
Coding region: 1-855 (284 amino acids)
Biological process (GO): G protein-coupled receptor signaling pathway
Cellular component (GO): membrane
Molecular function (GO): G protein-coupled receptor activity; olfactory receptor activity
Source: RefSeq, a predicted model, not a curated record